Messenger RNA from Nematostella vectensis (starlet sea anemone), 1138 nucleotides. Its product is annotated as serine/arginine repetitive matrix protein 3. Bases 106 to 651 code for a protein of 181 amino acids. The transcript is spliced from 3 exons. The record is from RefSeq and is a predicted model, not a curated record. Lineage: Eukaryota; Metazoa; Cnidaria; Anthozoa; Actiniaria; Edwardsiidae.
GACGUCAUUAAUGCAUUAUGAAAUUAUGUGGUUAAAAGGGCGCAUCGUGCAUGCGCGCGCCAUCAUGCAUGUUACGACUAAUAUGGACUAGCUUGCCUGCGUGGCAUGCAAGCGCAGAUGGGGAAUAGCUUACGAAUCGCCCUUAGCGAACUUUCUAGCAGACUUGGCUUCUCAGGGGAACCACCACCUCCUCCACCCCUUCCCCCACAGUCCAAAUCCCGCUCCAAGCGGACUCAAGGUGGCCGACGGCGUCGACGGAGGAGCCGUUUAGAUGAAAUCCGUCAGGUACAGAGCGAACACGGCGGCGAGAGGAAGAAAAAAAAAAGAAGGCCUAGGGAUGAACCGGAGAAGUCUGGGGAGAGGCGAAGACGACGACGGAGGAGGCCUGAGGAGGAGGGCGUCGAAAAGGCUGAAGGGAGAGAAGUACCACAGGGAGCUGAGCAGGCGACAACCAGCGCAGGCUACAAGCCCACUACCCUUCCUACCCUAUACAAAAUGUUCAAGAAGCCGAAACGCGAAGGGGCAACACAGCCAUCCCGCAAAUAUAGAAAAGAUUUCCUGCGUAACCGCUCCUGGUGUAUGGGAAUGGACGAGGAAAGGCUGGGUGAAACAUUUGUGAGCGAGACCUCUGACUCAGGAUCUGCAGAUUAAGGCCUUAAAUUUGUUUUUUUAAACAUUUUCGGUAUAUUUUGUAUGCUACUUUCUUGAAAUGAUUGACCAUAAAUUAAAGAUGUAACGUUUUGGGGAGCCGGCCAAGAUACUUGGAAAAAUUUCAUUAUUAUAGUUAAACAAGACCCCGUUCCUGGGUCUCCUGUGGCUGGUUUGGAGGCUCGGUUGACUUCACAUCAUCAACCACAGGGAACCCAAAACAGCACAGGGAACCCGGUAAGAAUGGCAGAGUACAGGGUGCACUAAAAAGCUAUGGAAGGACUGGUUGUAUUGGCUUCAUGAGAAAAGCCCAUGACCUUCAACCAAGAUACUUUUAUUUUAGAAUUCUAAGGUGGAUUUUUAUUCCCACUCUGAUUGGUUAAAAACAGUAUUUCUGUGAGAUUCAAUGAUACACAGACAUGAAGAAAUACAGGACCAUUCGUAAUAAUCGGUAAUAAUUCAACUAGAGGAUUAAAAAAUCAAAACAUCA